CACGCUUGACUUUGCAGCUGUGUUUUUGUGGUGUUAACUGGUGUUAAUUUAAAUCUGGUUGUUUUUGUCGUCAGGUUGCCCCUCUUGUUUGUUUUAUUUUUGUUGUGGCCUGUCAAAUGUGUCACUUUGUCAAUGAGUCAAAAUGACCUGGUGCAGUGUUCCUAGUUACAAUUUAAUUAUAAUAGACCGAUAAUAUUAAAUAAAUAUGUGAAAGUAUUGUGUUUAGCGUUCCGGGACACUAUGAUUGCAAUGGAGGAUAACAACACAAUGACUUUUGUUUGUUCGGAACUAUCGUCUACAAUGUUCCAAAAAUUAUACGACCAAAAGAAGUCGAACAGAUUCUGCGAUCUGACUUUGCACGUCAACAACAAAGUCAUCAAAGCCCACCGUAACGUACUCGCAUGCAGUUCUCCCUAUUUCGAUUCAAUACUAAAACAUCACAAAAUAAUCAGAGAACAACUAAUUAUAACUUGCUUAGAUAGUGAAAUUUUUAACACAAUACUGACAUACAUGUAUACAGGCGAGAUCACUAUUGAACACUCGAAUGUAGAAGAGCUACUCAAGCUAGCCGAUCACUUUAUAAUAACUAAAGUAAUAGAGUAUUGCAUAGAAUUUUUAGGAACCAAACUGAAUUUAGAUAAUUGUCUCUUUACAUAUUUUUUAACGCAACGUUUUAAAUUGAAACAUUUAGGAAAUAUAGUUGAGAAUUGGAUAAUGAGUCACAUUGAUGAGGUCUGCGACGGGGACGAAAUCAUCAGCUUAAACGUCCACGAGCUGCAGGAUUUCUUCAGAAAUAAAAGUUUCGUGCUAUCGACUGCCAAAGCUUUAAACGUGUUGUCACAAUGGGUUUUACACAACGUCGAAAAACGUGAACAUUACUUCGAUAGACUUAUCAAAUGUUUUCCCGCGAAUUCUCUAGAGCCCGCCGAAGUUUUCAAGCACCUAGAUACCUGCAUUUUGUAUAGCAAAAGCGAGCUGUCGUUGUACCGAUUUCUGGACUACUUGGUCCAGAACAACUGGAUGCUGUCUAAUUUUAAGUCGCGCUACGACGGUCUGCACAUAAAAUACGGACAGUUGCAGCUGAUUUCGUGCAACAAACACGAGGAAGAAGACUCGAAAUCGGACAAGAUUAUCGUUUCAGAGAAGAACGACUCGAACUCGUCGCAGAACAAUUUUAGUUCAGUAUUAGUUAAAGCGAAACUGCGGAACAAAAAGCAACUCAUUUUGAAAAGACUGAUGUUAUUUGGUUUAAAACCUAGCUUAAGAAUGGCGGCGUUGAAGAUGCUCACGUCGAAGAAGAAGAGUUUGCCGGUGACGGAUUCGGGGCAGGACGAAGAAGAGGAGGAACUCGAUGACAAAAUGGGUAUUAAGUGCCCCAUUUGCUUCACCACCAUCAACGACAGCCUCCUUCUCGAGCAGCACUUGGCUUUGAGUCACGCCAAAGACGUGACUUACAAGUGCGGGAUUUGUUCGUUCGUGUGUCAGUACCACGGUGACUACUUAAACCACAUGAAAAGCCACUUCUCCGGGCCGCCGUACAAAUGCGACUACUGCGACACCACCACCGACCAAAUCUCCAAACUCAUCACCCACCGAGCGCAACACCUCGAGGAAUCCGUCUAUCAGUGCACCUUCUGCGCCUUCAAAUGUCGACUGAAAAGCAACUUCGUGUCCCACCUGAAAAUCCACACCCCCGAGAAGACCUUCAAAUGCGAGCACUGCGCCAAGAGUUUUAGGUUCAAGCAAAAUUUAGAAACGCACUUGUUGACCCACGGUGGAGAUAAGAACCUCACGUGCGAGUCCUGUGGCUUUCACACCAAGUUCCUUAGUCACAUGAUCGCGCACAAGCGGAUCCACGCCGCGAAGAAGAGCCAAUUGGCUAAUCACGCUAAGGGUCACAAUGGGGUGCGGCCGCACUCGUGCGGCAUCUGCGGGCGCGGCUUCAUGGAGAAGUCGCACCUGGUGCGGCACGAGCGCAUCCACCUGGAGGAGAAGCCGUUCAAGUGCUCGAAUUGCGACUACGCGAGCUCGAGGAGGGAUAAGUUGAAGGAGCACUUCACGAGGCACCACGGGGAGAACGCGUCGGCGAAGGUGCCGUACAAAGCGAGGCCGAUGAGGAACAACUCGACGCGGCCGAAGUCGCAGGAGACGACCACAACCACCACCAACAACAACAACAAUAACAACAACAACAACAACAACGUGAACUUUUCGCAAACGAAUAGUAGUACGACGAAUUCGACGUCAGGAGUGAGUCAGCCAAUAGGCAACGAAAUUCAGGACUUGAUAAUGCACCACCAGAACCAUUCGGCGUCGACGGCCGCCACGAACCUGUCGGCUAUUAACUCGAAUUAUCACCACUUCGGCGACCCCACCGAUUUUCACCAUCAUAAUCAUGCACACAAUAUACAUAAUCAGAUUUUGGCUUCGGGGCACAACCAGAGGUCUGCCACUCAGCAUCAUAAUAAUAAUAUUGUUAAUCACCACAUGUUGGCAAGAACUAAUCACUCCACAGCCACUUCAACUGCCGCCGCCGUCGCCGCCGCGAUGAUGCUCGAUCCGAGGUUCCACCACAACACUUCCGUGCCCUACCACCCCACUACGACCCCGGUUUCGAUGGCCAUGGCGGCCGUUCAGUCCUCGCAGCAAAUCCAAGCCUCCGGACAGCACUCCGAGUAUCCGCCAUCUCUGCAGAACUGCAUGACUCUCUUCUAGUCUGAAUACUUGUGAUUCCUAUUUUGUUAUCUAGUUUUUAAUUGUAUUACUCGGUAUUUGUUGAUCUCAAUGUUGUACGUUUCUGUUGAUUUACUAGCAUGUUAUGUUCAUGUUUUGUUCUCAUAGGUUUUAUAUUAUUAUUAUCUUCGCACGAAAAGUAAUAAACAGUAAUGUGUAUCGUA
This is a messenger RNA of Zophobas morio, 2897 nucleotides long. RefSeq names its product zinc finger protein 300-like. The record is from RefSeq and is a predicted model, not a curated record. Gene Ontology annotation, biological process: regulation of transcription by RNA polymerase II. Gene Ontology annotation, cellular component: nucleus; chromosome. The coding region runs from base 241 to 2715 and encodes 824 amino acids. The transcript has 8 exons. Gene Ontology annotation, molecular function: DNA-binding transcription factor activity, RNA polymerase II-specific; chromatin insulator sequence binding; protein binding. NCBI's taxonomy places the organism in Eukaryota, Metazoa, Arthropoda, Insecta, Coleoptera, Tenebrionidae.